Molecule: messenger RNA, 405 nt
Organism: Plasmodium vinckei vinckei
Lineage: Eukaryota; Apicomplexa; Aconoidasida; Haemosporida; Plasmodiidae
Product: conserved Plasmodium protein, unknown function
Exons: 2
Coding region: 1-405 (134 amino acids)
Source: RefSeq, a predicted model, not a curated record
AUGGUGGUGAACAAAAAAUCGGAAUUCCCAAUUAUAGAAAAAAUUUUUACGUUGAAAAAAAAUGAUAACCCACAAUAUUAUGAAGAUAUAAUAAAUAAAAAAAAAAAUUUAAAAAAAAUAAUAAAUAUAAAUAAUGUUAAAGAUGAUUUGCUAAAUCAAGAUUUGUCUUUGGAUAUAUGUCAAAAGAAAAAAGACUAUUACUUAAAUACAAAAAGUACAAAUAAUAUUCAAAAUUAUUUUUAUUUUUAUGAUUACCGAAAAUGUGUUUAUAAUAUCGAUGGAAAAAUAUAUAUGGAAAAAAACCCAGUUCAAAUAGUAGACAACACUAAAGAAAGGGAUAUCCGAUUGAACGAGCUAAUUCCCAUUCAGAAUUACAACUCAUUCAUAUAUGCCUACAAUAUAUAA